Messenger RNA from Dibothriocephalus latus, 402 nucleotides. Lineage: Eukaryota; Metazoa; Platyhelminthes; Cestoda; Diphyllobothriidea; Diphyllobothriidae. The record is from the annotation of a GenBank genome assembly.
AUGGCCCUAAAUGACACAGAGCUAGAAUACGUGAAAGCUGUCUGUGUUCCUCUUCUUUCGAGGAGAAUGAUCAUGAUCGUUUCUGGAGACAUUUCCUUGAAGAUGAAAAAUCAUUGCCCCUACGUUCAACUGCAGGAUGGCUACCAAGUUCCCAUGGUCGGCUUUGGAACUUCGCAGGCCAUGAAUGACGUCGCGGAGGCCGCUGUGAGUUGUGCCCUGGACGCUGGCUAUCGAUUAAUCGAUACGGCCGCUUUCUACGACAACGAGGCUGCCAUCGGAAGGGCGUUGCAUCAGAAGUGUCUCACCACCAACCUUCGACGCGAAGAUGUCUUCGUCACGUCAAAGCUUCCAUCCAGGGGCCUCUGCGGCGUUCCCAUGAUGGCAUUGAAUGCAUUAUAUUGA